CAGUGUCCUGCGAUGGCGGCGUGCGGGAGCGAGUCUCGGGUCGGAGACGUGGAGGAGGACGCCUCGCAGCUUGUGUUUCCCAAAGAAUUUGAAAACUCCGAGACGUUGCUGAACUCCGAAGUCCAUAUGUUGCUGGAACACAGAAAACAGCAGAACGAGAGUGCAGAAGAUGAACAGGAACUGUCAGAAGUUUUCAUGAAAACGCUAAACUACACGGCCAGAUUUAGUCGCUUCAAAAACAGAGAGACCAUCGCCAGUGUCAGGAGUCUGCUAUUACAGAAGAAACUGCACAAGUUUGAACUGGCCAGUCUGGCUAAUCUAUGCCCUGAGACUGCAGAAGAAGCCAAGGCUCUUAUUCCCAGCUUGGAAGGGCGAUUUGAAGAUGAGGAGCUCCAGCAGAUUCUUGAUGAUAUUCAGACCAAGAGAAGCUUUCAGUAUUAAGGCUACGGUUUCCUACCACUGGUUGGUGCUGCUCUCCCACGGGGACUUGUUAAAGAGUGAAAAUGCAGAGGCUGUGAAAUUUGAACCCAAUUCUUAUCUAUCGUCAACAUAAUGGGAAAUCAUUCUGAAUUAACUUUGGGUCUGGACAUCAUGCAGGAUAACAUUUCCAAGGCUUCCAGGAUAUAAGGACACCAGAAUUUCCUGUGUUUUUUUNAAGAGAAAACGUUGUAUUUUGUUUAUCGUGAUGUCAAACUGAUAUUUCCAUAUUUUUGUAUCUUGUACAUUUAGCCAUUUGCAAGAGGUGACAAAUUUAACCCUAAAAAGUUGCUGGUCUUUUUCGUUUAAUUGAAGUAUGAAAGUUAUUUUGAAUAGCAUUAAAAAUGCUGAUAGAGUUCAGAGUGAAAACAAAGGAAAAGCUUUUAUACCUCCAGUUUAAAUCUGUUGAAAAUCACACAAGAAUAUUUUUUGAAAAAUAAUUCAGAAGCUUUACCCUAAGACCUAGUGAGUAAAAGGUGCCAAGACGCCAAGUAAAAGGUGCCAGGGAACUCCAACACAGUGCAGACUGUUCUUGCUCCUAGCUGUGUAAAGAUGCAUAUCAUGUCAAGCUCAGGUCAAGAAAGGGUAGUUCAUUUCAGCCACUUACUGGAAAAUGCAUUUUGGGGACAUUCAGCAAAUAUAAAUAUAAAUUCAGCAGUCAUGUUAUUCACUUUUGAAUAAUAUGCUGACACUCAUUGCUUAGACUCACACAUUAAAAAUGGGCACUUGCUGAGGUAUCUGAGAAAGUCAAUACCUGUAUGUUUUGUGAUUUUUCUCUUCUAACUUCAUUUUUUUCGCAAUUAGCGCCUCAUUCCAUUUAGGUCCUAUUUUAUUUGUCACAAAAUCAGCAAGUGCCCAUUUUUGCUGAAAUUCGCUGAAUGUCCCCAAAAUGCAUUUUCCAGCAAGUGGCUGAAAUGAGCGCUACCCUUUCUUGACCUGAGCUUGACAUGAUAUGCCUCUUCACACCGUGUGAUAUCUCCAAGGAAUAAAGUUGGUAAACGUUUGUACAAUUGUGCAACGUUUGUACAAUUGUGCAACGUUUUGACAGGUAUUGUAAUAAAGUUCUGUAUCAAAUACAA
Callorhinchus milii (elephant shark) is the source of this 1556-nucleotide messenger RNA. It is a transcript of the gene polr2d, whose product is annotated as RNA polymerase II subunit D. Lineage: Eukaryota; Metazoa; Chordata; Chondrichthyes; Chimaeriformes; Callorhinchidae. Gene Ontology annotation, biological process: mRNA export from nucleus in response to heat stress; transcription initiation at RNA polymerase II promoter; nuclear-transcribed mRNA catabolic process, deadenylation-dependent decay. Gene Ontology annotation, molecular function: translation initiation factor binding; nucleotide binding. Gene Ontology annotation, cellular component: RNA polymerase II, core complex; P-body. The transcript has 4 exons. Bases 13 to 441 code for a protein of 142 amino acids. The record is from RefSeq and is a predicted model, not a curated record.